This is a messenger RNA of Dracunculus medinensis (Guinea worm), 948 nucleotides long. Lineage: Eukaryota; Metazoa; Nematoda; Chromadorea; Rhabditida; Dracunculidae. The record is from the annotation of a GenBank genome assembly.
AUGAGCAGCGAUUCAGAUAUUUCGUUUGUUGAUGAACCACCAGUUAAAAUCGCACCAAAAAAGAUGAAAAAAACUGCAAAUAAGGUCGGCGGAGAAUCGAUUCUGAACGGGGAUAACGAUAAUUCUAAUAAGAUAAAUAAAGAAGACCCAAUGAAAGUUUUUACUAACAUUGAUAAGUCAACUAAAAGGCUAAGCAUUGAGGAAAUUUAUCAGAAGAAAAGUCAGCUGGAACAUAUUUUAUUACGUCCCGACACGUAUAUUGGUUCUAUAGAAUUCACUGAUAAAUCGUUGAUGUGGGCAUAUGAUGAAGAAGAAGAGCGAAUUGUCCAACGCGAAUUAUCUUAUGUUCCUGGUUUAUACAAAAUAUUUGAUGAAAUUUUAGUAAAUGCGGCUGAUAAUAAGCAAAGAGAUCCUAAAAUGAAUCUGAUAAAGAUCGCAAUAAAUAAAGAAAAAAAUGAAAUCACCAUUUUCAAUAAUGGAAAAGGUAUUCCUGUCGUUCUUCACAAAGUUGAACAAAUGUAUGUGCCAGAGCUUAUUUUCGGCACAUUGUUAACAUCUUCCAAUUACAAUGAUAGUGAUCGCAAAGUGACAGGUGGACGAAAUGGAUAUGGUGCGAAAUUAUGUAAUAUAUUUAGUAAGAGAUUCACUGUUGAAACAUCUUCUAAAGAAUAUGGAAAAACAUUCAAACAGACUUGGAUUAACAAUAUGACAAAGGAUAAAGACGCUGCAAUAAGCAAAGCAACGACUGAAGAUUUUACUCGUGUGAUAUUCUCGCCAGACCUGGAAAAGUUUAAAAUGAGUGUAUUGGAUGACGAUAUUAUUGCAUUGAUGUCGAGAAGAGCAUAUGAUAUUGCUGGUUCAACUCGCGGUGUUAAAGUUUAUCUCAAUAAUAAAUUGUUGCCGGUGAGUGAUAUUCAUCAUCAUUUCAUUUUUUACGGUAAAAAUUAA